Messenger RNA from Cordyceps militaris CM01, 912 nucleotides. Its product is annotated as tetratricopeptide repeat domain-containing protein. Gene Ontology annotation, biological process: protein folding. The record is from RefSeq and is a predicted model, not a curated record. Gene Ontology annotation, molecular function: Hsp90 protein binding. Lineage: Eukaryota; Fungi; Ascomycota; Sordariomycetes; Hypocreales; Cordycipitaceae. The coding region runs from base 1 to 912 and encodes 303 amino acids. The transcript has 2 exons.
AUGCAACUCGAAGAACUCACAACCCAGCUCAUGAGCGCCGCGAGCCUCCAAGAGCAGUCGUCGUCCCAAAAGAAAGCAAAAGAGCCCAGCGGCUCGGCCACGGACGCAGCCGCGGUCACCAAGCCCCCGCUGCCGCCCGGCAUGGCGCUCCACAGCAGCAUGACGACGGCGGAGAUCCUCGCGGACCUGAACAAGUCGCCGCUGUUCAUGACGGAGCUCGAGGACAACGACGACAUUGCGGCGCUGCAGGCGCUCGACUACGAGGGCUCGGCGCUCGAGAACAGCGCCGGCUUCAAGGAGCGCGGCAACGAGUGCUUCAAGGUGCGCGGGUACGCCGACGCCCGCGAGUUCUACGCCAAGGGCGUCGCGCUGCUGGCCGCCGAGGAGCGCAAGCGCGCCUGCGGCGAGACGACGCGGAACCCGGACGACGGCGUCGCCGACUCCCCCGCCGACGUCGCCGCCCAGCGCGCCCUGCUCGCGUCGCUGCACCUCAACCGCGCCGCGCCGCCCGAGAUGGAGGAUGCGGCCGUGCGGCUGGUGCCGGACCCGGACGACCCGCGGAGCCGCCUCGCGUUUCCGGCCCUGCUGCUGUACCCGCUGCACUUUGAGACGGACUUUGUCAAGGCGUUUGAGGAGACGCAGUCGCUCGAGGACCACCUGGGGUACGUCUUCCCCCUGCCGUGGGACGCCGACGCCGUGUACCGCCUGGACAGCGUCUCGUGCUACGUCGAGACACGGGACGGCGGCCUGCUCAAGAUGGGCAAGAAGGCAUCCUUGCUCAAGGUGCUGAGCACGGGCAAAGUCGAAGUCGUCGACCAGGUGGUGCGCAUAUUCGUCCUGCCAGCGGACAAGGCGGAUGAGUGGAUUGUCAAGUUCAAGGAGCAAAAGGCGAAAGAAAAGGGCAGGUCGUAG